Messenger RNA from Musa acuminata subsp. malaccensis (wild Malaysian banana), 854 nucleotides. RefSeq lists its product as uncharacterized. NCBI's taxonomy places the organism in Eukaryota, Viridiplantae, Streptophyta, Magnoliopsida, Zingiberales, Musaceae. The record is from RefSeq and is a predicted model, not a curated record.
UUUUGUGCACGUGAUAACACGUGCGAUUUUUUUUCGACAACAAAGUUAACGACGCAGACAUUUACUCUUAUAUAGUGCAACUCGCCAUGUAGGAACUAACUUGGGACAUUGCGGUAUAAAUGGAGCGAGGAGGUAAGGGGGGGGACACCAUCAACCAGCGAAUCCAGCAGCCAGAGGCGGAAAUGGGCAUCCGAGAGAUGGAGAUCUCGGGCCACAAGCUCAUCAUCCACGAGCGCGACGACUCCAGCGACCCCUCCACCGGCCGCGCCCUCACCGGCUCCUGGCUCUGGGACGCCGCCAUCCACCUCGCCGAGUGGAUGGCCGCCGACGGAGGCCCCCACCUUGCCGGCGCCACCGUCCUCGAGCUCGGCGCCGGGACGGGCCUCCCGGGCCUCCUCGCCGCCGCCAUGGGCGCGGCCCGCGUGGUGCUCACCGACGUCGCCCCGCUCCUCCCGGGCCUCCGAGCCAGCGCGGAGGCCAACGGGUUGGGGAGCCGCGUGGAGGUGCGCGAGCUGCGGUGGGGCUCGGGCGAGCAAGCGGUGGCGGAGGCCGACGUGGUGCUGAUGUCGGACGUGUUCUACGACCCGGAGGAGAUGGGAGGGCUGGCCAGCGCGAUGAGGGCGGCGUGGGGGGAGAGCACGACGGGGUGGGCGGCGAGCGAGGUGAGGCCCGGCGUCGGGGAGUGCUUGGAGGCGCUGAGGCGGGAGGGGUUCGAGGUGGUGGAGGUGGAAGAGAGGGUGCGGCCGUUGUUGCGGGCGGAGGGAGAGACUUCGGUGUUCGCCGUGUAUCGCAUCAGGCGCGCUUAAGCAAACAAAGCAUGGGGAAGCGUUUCCUCCACAUAAAUUCCUCCUCCA